AUGUGGUCUGACAUGCAGAGAGUGCAAGUGAAGUUCGUUGAGUUUUUAGGAGUAAUAAGCUAUUGUGUAUCUAUUUACUCAUUUAUCUUUUAUUUAUAUAUUUCUCAGGUAUUAAUUGCAGUUAUUCUAUUGGCUGUUGCUUACGCUCAACAUGACACUGGCUAUUCCGUUCCUUCUGAACCAAAGAAACCUGCGAAGUACGACUUCAACUACCAAGUGCAAGACGACCCGACCAAGAACGACUUCGGUCACCAGGAGGCCCGCGACGGCCCCGACACGCAGGGGUCGUACCAGGUGCAGCUUCCCGACGGCCGCCUGCAGAAGGUAUCCUACACUGUGAGCGUGGACUCCGGAUACGUGGCGGAUGUGAUGUACGAGGGAGAGGCUCAGUAUCCGGCCGAAGGCACCCCUGGGUAUGCCUGAGUGCCCCGAUUCCUUCCCUUAUUUAUUUUGAAAACAGUAUGUCAAGGCAAUUAUAAUUAAAGUUCAAUGUACA
This is a messenger RNA of Penaeus chinensis, 496 nucleotides long. Its product is annotated as cuticle protein 8-like. The record is from RefSeq and is a predicted model, not a curated record. NCBI's taxonomy places the organism in Eukaryota, Metazoa, Arthropoda, Malacostraca, Decapoda, Penaeidae. The transcript is spliced from 3 exons. Gene Ontology annotation, cellular component: extracellular matrix. Bases 1 to 423 code for a protein of 140 amino acids.